AUGUCGAAGUGGUUAGACUUGGGUUUGACUUGUACACAAAUUAGUUUCAAGACACAACAAUCUGUUUCAUAUAGUCCAAUGAAUUGUGUCUUCGAACUUGAUGGGCGCAAAUUGUAUUUAGGAAAUAUCAAUGCUGCAAAUGACUCCUCUUAUCUAAGAAAACAUGAUGUCGGUGCUGUGUUGUCUGUCAUAGACACCAGUGAUAUCAAAUUGGAAAAGUCAGUUAUUCAUCUAUGGAUUGCAGCCGAAGAUUGUGAAAAAGUUCAACUAAUAAGAUAUUUUGAUUAGGCCUCUAAUUUUAUACAGGAUAAUCUUAGACAUACAAAUGUGUUAGUUCAUUGUUAUGCUGGCAUAUCAAGAUCUAGUUCAUUGAUUAUUGCCUACCUGCUCAAAUGCUAAGGUUAUUCAUUAAAAGAAGCAUUAACCAAAUUGAAAUGUUAGAGACCUUAAGUUGAUCCAAACGAUGGGUUUUUGGAACAAUUAAAAUAAUAUGAAGAAAAACUGAAACAAAGCAAAACUCGUCCCAAUUCUAGUCUCAAUAAAAGUGAUAGCAAAUAUUUAAGCUUGAGCUCAAGUGUUGAAAAAUAAUCUUCACUCCCAAAAACUAGAUAGAGCAUUUCAAACUUCAAUAUUUAUAGUAAUCUUAAUUCUUAAGUGACUAAAACUAAUAUUAGAAAUCUUUAAUUAACUACAACUGCGAUUCCCAAAGCAAAAUCAAGCUUUUUAGAAAAAAGUUGUAGUCCUUCUAAUAUCAACACAUAAAAUAACUCAGGAAAGACAUUCUUUUCGAAUUCGAAGCUUGAAGAUCCUUGGAAACAAUACUAAAAAAUAAAAAAUUAAGAAACUACAUGGAAUAAAUCAAUUUUAGGAAUGAAAAAUAUUUAUAGCAAUCACAGUAGAUAACAUUCUUUGAACCAUUGA
This is a messenger RNA of Paramecium tetraurelia, 921 nucleotides long. RefSeq lists its product as uncharacterized. Gene Ontology annotation, molecular function: MAP kinase tyrosine/serine/threonine phosphatase activity; protein tyrosine/threonine phosphatase activity. NCBI's taxonomy places the organism in Eukaryota, Ciliophora, Oligohymenophorea, Peniculida, Parameciidae. The transcript has 3 exons. Gene Ontology annotation, biological process: negative regulation of MAPK cascade; protein dephosphorylation. Gene Ontology annotation, cellular component: cytoplasm. The record is from RefSeq and is a predicted model, not a curated record.